AUGUCUAACUUAUCGUCUGCAAGUACGAAAAAUCAUUCGAAAAAACAGAAUAAUAGUCGUGAUCGUGAUAAAAGUAAAUCAAUUGCUUCAGAAUCCGGUGGCUCUAGUCAGUGCGACACUCCACCGCUUAUAGAAAAGGAUGGCCCAACACAAGGUAAGUUUGCUGGUAUUGGUGCAGACUCAAUACAAUGUAUGGCAGAGCAGGUUGGUGCAGAAAUCAAUUCAGAGGCAGCAACAAAUCUUGCUGAGGAUAUCAGUUAUAAAUUACGCCAAACUAUUAGUACAAUUGCAUUGCACAGUGAGAUGAUGAAAAAAUCUUGUGUUGAUAGCUGGGAUGUUAAUACAGCGUUUAUGCUAUCUGACACAAGUCCAGUAGUUGGUGCUAGCACACCGCAAUACAUGACAUUUAGUGAAGAAAAGAUAUGUUGCGAAGUAGAAACAUUAAUAAACAUACCAGAAUACUCAAUGGCAACACAAAGUUAUGUGUUCUCAACACUGCCAACUGUGUCCGUGGAAUGGAUAACAGAUGAUAAAAGUUUAAAUAAUAGUAAUAAUAUUAGUGUCAAUUUGCAAAACUAUUAUACAAAAAUAGCAAGAGCGAUACUCAACCUUAAGAAAAAACCUAAACAGCUAGCCGUAGAAGACCUAACAACGAAUACCCGAAUAGGUCCUAUAUUUCCGAAUCUCUUCAACUUAGCAGUACUCGUGCUGAAUGAUGAUAAUUUAAAUGCAUUGAAUGUACCUGCAAAGAAACCUUUACAAUCAAAUGUAUUAGAUAUGGUAGACGCUCUGUGUUCAAAUCCUUGUAGUCUGGAUACAAAUAUUCAGCAACAAUUCCAAAGGCUGUUUCCAGUGAUGGUGUCCAAUAUAUUAGGUAAUGGAUCGCUAGCGGAGAAAAUGGUUGCCAUAUUGACCAAAAUAACAAGGACCUGGCCAUCUUUUAUUGCGAUAGGUAAAGGUACACUGUUCGAUUAUUUGUCGCAAGGCACUAAAGAGCGUUUGACCGCGCCAAUGAUCAAGUGCGUGAUGGCGUUGGGGAGACACGCCUUAGUGGAGUGUUUAGGAGAUCACUUGGACCACAUCGAUGAGUGCUUGCACGCGGACAGACGGACACACGCACACGCAAACCUAAGGGAAACUAUACUUGACGCAUCAACAUGUCUCCUAAGAUCUGAACCGACGACGUUUCUAGAAGAUUAUGUAAUGACUGAUUAUACGUUGUAUGAAAUGUUGGGGGACUCUGUGACGCCGCGACGGACUUUGUUUCCUGUAAAAGAAUCAAAUGCUAAUAAAAAAAAGGCAACUGAAAAGUCAGAUGAGGAGUUUUCAUACUUGCCCCUCAGACCGAUUGUUCGACGUCCAAAAGUAAGACUUAUAGCCCAUAGAAAAAAUAACAAAACAAUUCAUAGAGAAGCACUAUUUGAAUCCACCAAAAGUAAAAAACCUAUACAUAUAAGAAUAAAGAACUGUCGGUCUGUAGAUGUUGCGAAGAAACCCAAACAGACUAUAACAAGAAGUGCUCAGAAAACCAGUGGGGUGGUUGUUGCGAGUGGACUUUUAAAUAGAUUUAGGUACAGAAUAAACAAAACGAACUCUUUUCCAAUAUUUGGAGCUUUAACUUUG
Brenthis ino (lesser marbled fritillary) is the source of this 1623-nucleotide messenger RNA. Lineage: Eukaryota; Metazoa; Arthropoda; Insecta; Lepidoptera; Nymphalidae. The record is from the annotation of a GenBank genome assembly.